CAGUGGAAAAAAACAGCUGAUUUAGAAAUGACAAGUGCAGACGAUCAACACACGUCCUGUCGUUUGCAUCGCUUAGUUUAGUUCAUUAGUGCUAGGUGUUAAUUUGGACGACUAAUUUGUUUUGCAAUUUACAUUAUUUUCAUUUGUAAAUAACAAAUGGAGUUCGAAUCUCGGGACAGUUGUUGUCAUUUGAUUGAUCAAAAUUCAAUCAACAAGACAAAGGUGGACAAACUUUUGCAGAAACUAAAGUAUUUGAUAUUCAGUGAUGUGGAAAAGAAUGAACAGAAAGGAAUAUUUGAAAGAGACACUGUGAAGACUUGUCAUCAUAAUGAAAUCCCAGAAGUUACAACAGAAAAUUAUGGCAGCAUCGACUCUCUGUCAUCGUUAGACGUAAAACAGUGUAGCCUCCUGAUUCAAAGACUUCAGCAAACUCUUAGAGAAGUUCGUGAACAGCAAUUAAAAUGUGAAAUAUUGGUGCCAUGUGGACUUAUAAAGAAAGUAGCGCAGGACAUAGUGUCAAUGUCAUAUUGUGAGCCAUGUGGACUUAGAGGGUGUACUUUGUAUAUAAAUCUGGAAGAGAAGCAGCAGUGUAAACGUUUAGCCAAGUUAUCUUAUGAUCCAAAUACAGUUGAUACUUUUGAAUUGCAUCUUACACUGAAGGAAGAGACAAGACGUUGGUGCUUCUUCAAAAAACUUUUUAUAUCUCUUAGUGGUUGUAUGAAAGAAAUUACAUGGAGUUCAUCAUGGAAACUCUUGUGUUCAUCUUACGGCUUGGAAAAGAAAAAACUGUACAGAAAAAACUAGAUUAAUAGAACCAUUUUCUGUAUUGAUAUAAUAUUGAGUUGUGUUGUGUUCAAUUUUAUAACAACAGUCAGCAAUUGAAGAUGUCAGAAUAAUAUCCAGUGUACAUGUAAAUUUCAAUUUUAUUAAUUAUUGAUUUUUUUUUUCAUCUCUAAAUUUUUAUGUAUUAGUUAUCUAAAUCUGAUUUACAGAAUUAAUCAGUUAAAAAUCUCAGUCAUCUCAUAGAUGAAAAAGCUUUUUCUGAAAGAAUAAAAUUCAUAGAGCAAUUUUGAUCAAUUUCAUGAACACAUUUUUAUAUAAAUAUAUUGACAUAUAUAAUAUGAAGGAUCUCGUGACAUUAGGGUUUAGUGCAAUUUUUUAGAAUUCUAGCUGUCAUGUGAUAGAUUGGUAAGGUCAGUAAAUCAUUUUCAUCACUUGAGGAGGACUGAGUGCAAAUGUGGUUGAUGAGAGAGCUUUACCUUCAUUUUCUGUGGUUGUUUAGAGAAGUUCACCUUCAUUUUCUGUGUUUGAACAUUGACAUGUUUUCCCAAUAUACAUGUACACAUUUUUUGGGGAUAUGUAUGAUAUUAAAAAGAUUUAAAACAAAGUGAUUAAAAAAGAGUGCUUAUUUUCUGUUACAUUCCAGUUGUAUAUACAUGUAAUGUAUAUUUUUACCUUAUCAAAUAAAAUGUUUCAUUUGUUUAUAGUCCUUUCCAAAAAAGAAAUACUUGAAAUCAUAAUUUAAAGAAAUCCAAGUUUGAUAAUUUUAAAUUAAAAACGUAAAAAAUAAUUUUAAUUUGAAAAAUGCAUUUUCUUUAUAUAGUGCUGGUAAAAUGAUAAAAUGGUGCAAAAUUAGCAGAAUAAGCCUUCAAAUUUUUGCUAAAUUAUAUGCCAGAUUUUCUAACAUAUUCUGAGAUGUACACCUCUUUUAGAAAAGGCUUAUGUGUUAAAUAAUGGAAAAUUCUGCACACAAUUUACUGUAGAAAUAGAUUUUAAGAAUUUCAUAUUCAUAAAUGUCAUGUCCUGUUUUUUUUAUGUUUUUUACAUUAAAAUGUAUGCACCAUUCAUUUUAGAAAUACUGCCACUUAUGAGUUUUCUUGAACUUAAAAAAGACGGUCGUAUACAAAUUCAAGGUACAUAUGUUUGUUUUAUGCUCUUUGUAAGAGCAAUGUUUAUUUUUGAAAACACGAAAUUCUUACAGUAUGGAUGAAGUGAGCAAGAUGUUUCAAAAUUGAAAAAACCAUAGUUAUUCUAUGUAUACGAAAAAAAUCAUUGAAAUAAUGUAUGCUAAAGUGCUUUCAUGUCAGUUAAAAUGCUUUUGUUAAAUAUUUGACCACAUGACAUGUUUAAUAUACAUUGAACAGUUACGACACAUGUAGUUCAUUCAAAAUAGAUGCUAGGAAAAUGUAAACGUUUGUAAACAUGUGUUUCAGUGUUGCUAGUCAAAACCUCACCAUUGCUAAUAUUGAAUUGAUAUUUUAUAAUGUUUGUGUUGAGAACUUUAGUAUUAUGUAGUCUUGUACAUAUGGGCAAAUCUGUCUUAUAUGUAAAGCAUUUGUUUUCUGACUUGUCAGAACUUGUGAUAGAAACUGGAAUCCAUUCUGUUUAAUAAAUUUAUUUUUAAAAAGAAAA
This is a messenger RNA of Mytilus californianus (California mussel), 2412 nucleotides long. RefSeq names its product DNA damage-inducible transcript 4-like protein. Gene Ontology annotation, cellular component: cytoplasm. Gene Ontology annotation, biological process: apoptotic process; regulation of TOR signaling; negative regulation of signal transduction. The coding region runs from base 157 to 804 and encodes 215 amino acids. The record is from RefSeq and is a predicted model, not a curated record. NCBI's taxonomy places the organism in Eukaryota, Metazoa, Mollusca, Bivalvia, Mytilida, Mytilidae. The transcript is spliced from 2 exons.